CCUAUGGAGAGACUUGUAGAAUCUGCUUGAACAUCCGAGCUGGAAGAGAGAACAAGGGUUCUAGAGAUGGCCAUGGGAAAAAUUCUAUCUCGCCUGAUCCCUAAUGACCCCUUAAUUCCGCUGCUGAAUAGGAGUGAGCAACCAACAGCAGUAGUUGCAACCCGUAACUCCCCGGCCCUGAGCAAGGUAGUGGUCCCAACCAGACCAAGGGGAAGUGGGAAGUUAAACCUAGAACCUAGCUCGUCCAGGCAUAAUGAAGAACUACUAAAGAAAAAAGUUGACCUCGAAAAACCACUCAAAGACGUGCAGAAGUUUAUUGAUGAGUUAAAGAGUCCCAGACAUACGAUGGCUCCGGAGCCAGAUGAGCAUCUGCAUACCUAUCAAGCCAUCAUGAGGAUCCAAAAUGCCACUGAUGCUAUGAUGUGCAAAGUCUUCCCUGCAACCUUGAAAUCAACAGCCAGAAGAUGGGACUAUAUGCAACAGUUCAACAAGUCCACUCUGGACAUUGAUAACAUCUCGGAUACCAUCUGCUUAUCUGCUUUGUUGCAUGGCCUUAAACUUGGCCAGUUUCUAGACGACCUGCUAGAGAAUCCACCUAAGUCGUGGAAUGAAGUGAAUGACAGGUCGGCAAGUUUCAUACUGUCUGAAGAUUUUCAAUUUUCUAAGAGACGAGCUGAUGACAGACAAGGAGGCCAGAGUGCUCGAGGUCGUAAGGCUUAUGCUUGUCAAAGUAAUGGCGAUUAUAAGCGAGCAGACGGAGAGCCCGACGUUAUGAUGCCUCAUGCAGAUCCUUUUGUGACAACGGUCCAUACAGGCAAUCAUAAUGUCAACAAGGUCUUUAUCGAUACUGAACCACACUUUAGGAUGGCUUUAGUUAGCUUUUUAAUAGUCAAAAUGGAAUCAGCUUUCAAUGCCAUAUUAGGAAGAGCCACCCUCUGCGAGCUGAAGGCUGUCAUCUCGCAACCUCAUCUCUGUAUGAAGCUCCCAACUCCUCAGGGGGUAGGAGUGCUUAAGGGGAACCAGAAGAUGGCCAGAGCCUGCUAUCAAGAUACUUUCAAGAAGGUUGAGCUCGUUGUAGCCCCGAAAGGCUCUUCUGAAAUCCACAGGCCUACUCAGCCCGGUCAACACACAUUGAUCAUAUCAGACAUUGAGCACCGACCUGAAGGUGUCGAGGCUAAUCAAGAUGUGUUUGCGUGGACAACGGAUGAAAUGCCUGGCAUUCCAAUAGAGUUGGCAGUCCACAAGCUCAGCACAGACCCCACCGAGAGGCUGGUGGUCCAGAAACGUUGCCUUUUUGGUCUUGAGAAGCAAGCUGCCAUAGAUGAAGAAAUACAAAAGCUACUACAAGCAGGCUUCAUCAGGAGAGUUGAAUACUCUGAGUGGGUGUCUAACCUUGUGCUUGUCAAGAAACCAAACGACAAAUGGAGGAUGUGUAGUGAUUUCAUCAACUUAAAUGAGGCGUGUCUGAAAGAUCCUCACCCCUUGCCAAAUGUUGAGAAGUUAGUAGAGCGAGCAGCAGGACAUGAACGGAUGAGUUUCCUUGAUGCCAACUCGGGUUAUCACCAGGUUCAGUUGCUGUUGGAUGACCAGGAGAAAACAGCUUUUUAUGCUAGUGACGCAAUCUACUGCUAUGUCAUGAUAAAUAUUGAAGUAUAUGUGGACGACAUGAUAGUCACCAGUAAGCGAGCUGACGAUCAUAUAGACGACCUGAAUGAAACAUUUCAAAACUUGCGCCGAGCCCAAAUGAAGCUGAAUCCCCUAAAAUGCACGUUUGCUGUAGAAUCAGGAAAAUUCAUAGGGUACGUGGUAUGCAAGAAAGGAAUUGAGGUAAAUCCAAAGAAGGUUCAGGCCAUUCAGCAGAUGGAGCCUCCCAAGACCAUAAAAGAUGUGCAGCGUCUGACAGGUCGUGUUGCUGCACUGCAUAGGUUCAUAGCCAGGUCAGUAGAGAGGUGCCUCCCGUUCUUUAAGGCUUUGCAAGAGCCCAAGAAUUUUCAGUGGACCGCCGAGUGUCAGCAAGCGUUUGACGAGCUCAAACAAUAUCUGGUGUCAGCACCCCUGCUUUCUAAGCUUGUGGAGGGGGAGAGUUUGUACUUGUAUCUCGGGGUUACAGAGGAGGCCAACUACCCACUAGCAGAAAAAGCUGCUUUUGCCCUUGUUUACAUGGCUCGCAAGUUGAGAGCUUACUUUCAAUCACACCAAAUCAUUGUCUAUACCGAUCUACCGUUGAGGAAGAUACUGCAGAAGCCAGAACUCUCUGGUCGGCUUAUUGGAUGGAGCGUUGAGCUGAAAGAAAGGGCACCCAUAUACCCGGUCUGGGUUUUGUAUGUAGAUGGAGCUGCUAAUAUUGAAGGAUCAGGUGUUGGGGCAAUGCUAAUCGACAAGAUACCCAGAGCAGAUAACCAACAAGCUGAUGAGCUAUCAAAAUUAGCCUCCUUGCAAGAUAUCAACCCUCAAAGAUCAACAAUUGUAGAGGUACUUGACGCAUCGAGCUACACUGAUUUAACAAUCGAGUGUCAACUGCUAAGCAUAGAUCCCUCUUCGCUGAGCUGGACUACACCCCUCAUGGAGUAUUUGCGAAAUGGCGAGCUGCCUGAAGACCCAUCAACCUCAAAAUUGAUUAAACGCAAGGCAGCACACUUCACUUUGAUAGACAACCAGCUCUACAAGCGAGCAGCCUCAAUGCCCCUAUUAUGCUGCCUUACUCCUUAUGAAGCUGAAAAUGUUGUAAGGGAAGUUCAUGAAGGAGUAUGUGGCACACAUAUAGGUGGUAAAACAUUGGCUCGAAAAUUCUUGAGACAUGGGUAUUACUGGCCUACUAUGGUCAAGGACGCACAGAGUUGUGUCAAAAAGUGCCCGACCUGCCAAUUUAAUGCUGAUGACAUUCACGUGCCAGGAGUCGAUCUGCUUGGCCCCUUUGUCAAAGGCAAAGGAGGUUGCACUUUUCUAGUUGUCGCGGUGGAUUACUUCACCAAAUGGAUAGAAGUCAAACCAUUAUCCAUGACAACAGACAAGAAAAUAGAGGAAUUUCUGUUCAACUCAAUAUUAUGCAGGUUUGGCAUACCUAAACGGAUCAUAGCUGACAAUGGUCCACAGUUCCGAGCCGCAGCACUCAGGUUGUUCUACAACGACUAUGGCAUUGAGCUUGCCUUGACGUCUGUAUAUACUCCCCAGUCAAAUGGGCAAGCCGAGUCCGCCAAUAAAAUCAUCUUGCAAGGCCUCAAGACGGGCGAAACUCCAUUGAGCCUUGCCUAUGGGGCUGAGGCCGUCAUCCCUGUAGAGGUUGGAUUGCCAUCCGUCAGGUCAGAUCGGCACAACGAUCCUAACAAUGAGCAACUUUUAAGAGAGAACCUAGAUGUUAUGGAAGAGGUUAGGGAGAUGUCUCGAAUAAGAAACAUGGUGCAUCAAAGUCGUGUCGCCAAAUUUUACAAUAAGAGAGUCCGAGCUCGUCAAUUUCAAGUUGGCAAUUUGGUUUUACGCAAGACUUGGCUCACUAACUCUUACUCACAUAUGGGUAAACUUGCCUUGAACUGGGAAGGUCCUUAUAUGGUUAUUUGUGUUAAAUGACCUGGGACUUACCAGUUGGCAGAUCUACAAGGUCGUCAAUUACCAUUCAUUUGGAACGUACAUAACCUUAGAAAGUUUUGCAGUUAACAUGUAUGUUAUUAUCUUAUUCAACUUAUUGUCAAUCAAGUGUAAAUGGCAAUGCAAAGAGUGAACACAACAAUCAAUACAGAAAUUGCAA
This is a messenger RNA of Rubroshorea leprosula, 3742 nucleotides long. NCBI's taxonomy places the organism in Eukaryota, Viridiplantae, Streptophyta, Magnoliopsida, Malvales, Dipterocarpaceae. The record is from the annotation of a GenBank genome assembly.